AUGACGCCGAAUACCGGCCCUGAGUCUAGUGGUGGUCAUGCUCAUAACCAGUAUUACAGCUAUGAUGAUAAUCCCGAUCCCUAUGGUCACCAGGAUCAGGAAGAGGGUGACAGGGUACCACUAAACCCUAGUGGUGGACCUGAUGGUCUCGGUCAUAUGCCUUCACCAAAUCCAUACCAAGGUGGCAUGGACCAGUCAGGCAUGGGUUUUGGGAACCAUGAUGUCCAUGGUGGACCACCUGGAGGACCCCAGGGAUAUGCUGAGGAUGACCAGUACUAUGAGUAUCCUAUUGGUCAACAACAUCAUGAGCCUGUCGAUAAUCAGUACUAUGAUCCAUAUGCACAUACAGCCGCCACGCCAGGAGUUGGAGUUGGUCCUAUUCCUGGCAUGAAUCCUAUGAAUCAUGUACCACCGCCAAUGCCCGGUCCACCACCUGCACCGAUUCCACCUCCUCAACCGGCUAUGCCUUAUGAUACACAUCCAAUAAAUCCAUAUUCCAAUCCCCCGACCAAUCCAUAUGGAAACCCAUUUGAAAACGAACCGGCUUUUGAGUCACAAUACAACUUACCUCAAGAACCAGAGUCAUACCUGUUAAAACCUGUAUAUCCACCACCACAGCCGUUACAUCAUGCAAUGGAUACAAAUCACUCACCAUUUUCUUCGUACUUCGGAAGCACAAACGACGAUGUUGACGAUUUCCAUCCCUUCCCGGUGCAAGGAGACCAGUAUGCUCUGAAUACUUAUGAAGAUGAUGACGAUACUGAAGAUAGUGACAGCUCGGAUGGCCGUGAUGACAGCUUUGCAUACCAACCGCCAGUAGCACCACAACCAAUUCCUGCCGGUGCUGCUGUAAGUGGUAUGCCAUUGCCUUCAGGACCCACCCCACCUCCAAUCAUGGGAGCACCUCUGCCGGUAGCUCCACCUCCUAAUAUGCAACCACGACGAGCCAAGACAAUGAAAAGAGUGCGUCUUUUCAAGGGUAACCUUGUUCUCGACUGUCCUGUAUCAGGAACCCUAUUGUCACAGUUCCCUGAUGAUUUGGAGGGUCAACGUGAGUUUACCCAUAUGAGAUACUCGGCUGCCACAUGUGACCCAAAGGAUUUCAAGCUGAACGGAUUCACAAUGCGACAAAAUUGUUACACACAUCCACGAGCGACUGAACUAUUUAUUGUUAUUACUAUUUACAAUGAGAGUGAUAUUUUACUGGGCAAGACGCUACAAGGUGUAUUUAGAAAUAUUAAACAUUUGUCGAGUCGAACAAGAUCCAAGACUUGGGGAAAGGAUGCUUGGAAAAAAGUGGUUGUGUGCGUCGUUGCAGAUGGUCGUGAAAAGCUCAACCCGAGAGCCAGAGCUUUGAUGGCUGCCUUGGGUGUUUAUCAGGAUGGUCUAGCUAAAAAUAUGGUUAAUGACCGUCCUGUAGAUGCGCACAUUUACGAAUAUACCACUCGAGUGGGUAUUAGCCAUGUCGACACCACAGUUAAGCUCGUUACUGAAAAGACCGUUCCAGUGCAGAUGAUUUUCUGUUUAAAAGAACACAACAAGAAGAAGAUUAAUUCUCAUCGAUGGUUUUUCCAAGCAUUUGGUCCUAUUUUGAAUCCUAAUAUUUGUGUUCUACUUGAUGCUGGUACUCAACCCGGUCAUGACUCGAUUUAUCAUUUGUGGAAAGCCUUUGAUGUGAAUCCUCAUGUUGGUGGUGCUUGUGGUGAGAUCACUGCUGGUCUCGGAACUGGUUUUAGAAAGCUUUUAAACCCUCUAGUAGCAGCACAGAACUUUGAGUACAAAAUGUCCAAUAUUCUCGACAAACCUCUAGAGAGUGUAUUUGGUUUUAUUAGUGUGUUGCCAGGUGCAUUUUCAGCAUACCGGUAUGUUGCUUUACAGAAUGAGCCUCUAGAGAAGUAUUUUAAGGGUGAGACUUUACACGACUCUGGUGCAGGUAUUUUUACAGCCAACAUGUAUCUUGCCGAGGAUCGUAUUUUAUGUUAUGAGCUGGUUGCCAAGCGAGGUGACCGUUGGCUACUCAAAUAUGUGAAAUCAGCGCAUGCCGAGACAGAUGUACCAGAUAAACUGGAUGAGUUGGUGCUACAACGUAGAAGAUGGUUGAAUGGUUCGUUUUUUGCCGCUGUCUAUGCACAAGUACACAUGUUUGCCAUUUGGCGGUCGAGUCAUAGCAUUUUGAGAAAAUUAUCACUUCAUCUGGAAUUCCUUUAUCAAAUGGUAUCUAUGCUCUUUUCAUGGUUUUCAAUUGGUAACUAUUUUCUUGUAUUCCGUAUUUUGACCAGUUCGCUCAGUGACUCGAGUCUUGGAUUUGCUCCGGGAAAGAUUUUGUCUGUUUUGUUCUUAUGGAUCUAUGCUGGCUGUUUGGUGACGAUUUUCGUGCUCUCAUUCGGAAACCGACCAAGCGGUACUGCUCAUUUCUAUUAUGCCAUUGUGGCAUUUUUUGCAUUUUUAAUGGCUUAUCUAAUGUUUGCAGCCAUUUAUAUUUCGGUUAAGUCAGUUGAGUAUGCAAUUUGUGCAAAUGGAGGCUUCUCGCCAGCUCUGGUCGUCAAGAAUCAGACUUUCCGCGAUCUUGUCAUCUCUAUCCUUUCGACGUAUGCGCUGUACUUUAUCUCGUCGUUCCUGUUUUUCGAACCAUGGCAUAUGUUUACAAGUUUUUUGCAGUAUCUCUUGAUUAGUCCUUCUUACAUCAAUGUCUUGAACGUAUAUGCAUUUUGUAAUAUCCACGAUAUUUCAUGGGGUACAAAAGGUGAUACUUCACAGAAAAUGGAUUUGGGUGUGGCCAAAUUGAAGACUACUCAGUCUAAAAAAGAGAUUCUUGAAGUCGAUGUUCCUACUAGUAAGGAGGAAAUCAACUCUUCCUAUCUCAACCAAAUCAGCCUUCUCCGAGAUGAAGCCAAAGAAGAGAAAAAGGUUGUCUCAAAAGAAGACAAAAAUAUUGAUUAUUAUGCACAAUUUCGGUCUGCUGUCGUACUUAGUUGGAUCUUUACGAAUGUCGCUCUUGUUGCUGUAGUUCUGAACACAGCAGGACUGAACGUUUUUAAUAGUAACAGCAAUUCGUCGAAUCCUAACUCUGGAACGUUAAAGCGUGGAUUAGACAUGGGCAUUGAACUUCUUAAAAGGCAAACCCCAGCGGCUCCUGCGUCUCCAGCACCAGCAGCCGGUGCUGGAUCUGGAUCCUGUAGUUCUAUUGGCGUUGGUGAAGAUGUUCAAACUCAGAUUUAUCUAUCAGUCAUCCUAUGGUCAGUCGCUGCACUUGCAGCCUUCCGUUUCAUCGGCUCUGUAUGGUACCUUGUACUUCGUCUCAUGGGUCGCUAA
Sugiyamaella lignohabitans is the source of this 3312-nucleotide messenger RNA. RefSeq names its product chitin synthase CHS1 (gene CHS1). The record is from RefSeq and is a predicted model, not a curated record. The coding region runs from base 1 to 3312 and encodes 1103 amino acids. Gene Ontology annotation, cellular component: cell periphery; cell septum. Gene Ontology annotation, molecular function: chitin synthase activity. Lineage: Eukaryota; Fungi; Ascomycota; Dipodascomycetes; Dipodascales; Trichomonascaceae. The transcript has a single exon.